UUGUAGGUUGGCAACGCCUGCGCGCGUCUCGGACCGAGGCUAUAUAAGCAGCAGAGCGCGGCGCCGCGCCUCAGACCAGACCAAUCGCGGGAACGCCAAUCUACGCUCCUGUGAGACGGUUCAGCUUUCAACCUUCCAUUUUUGAACUCCUGGAAAGCUACAACCAUGCGUGAAUGCAUCUCAAUCCACGUGGGCCAGGCUGGCGUGCAGAUGGGCAAUGCAUGCUGGGAACUGUACUGCCUUGAGCAUGGUAUUCAGCCAGAUGGCCAGAUGCCCUCUGACAAGACCAUUGGUGUUGGUGACGAUUCCUUCAAUACUUUCUUCAGCGAAACUGGCUCGGGGAAACACGUUCCUAGAGCAGUGUUUGUGGACUUGGAGCCCUCAGUAGUUGAUGAGGUGAGGACAGGCGUGUACAGACAACUCUUCCAUCCUGAACAACUUAUCACUGGCAAGGAGGAUGCUGCUAACAACUAUGCACGAGGCCACUACACCAUUGGGAAGGAGAUUGUGGAUGUGGUUCUCGACAGGAUUCGCAAGCUGUCUGACCAGUGCACAGGCCUGCAGGGCUUCCUCAUUUUCCAUUCAUUUGGAGGUGGCACUGGCUCAGGCUUCACAUCUCUGUUGAUGGAGAGGCUUUCGGUUGACUAUGGAAAGAAAAGCAAGUUGGAGUUUGCCAUCUAUCCUGCCCCUCAGGUUGCUACUGCUGUUGUUGAGCCAUACAACUCCAUCCUGACAACCCACACUACUCUGGAGCACUCCGACUGUGCCUUCAUGGUAGACAAUGAGGCCAUCUAUGACAUUUGCCGCCGUAACCUGGACAUUGAACGCCCAUCCUACACAAAUCUCAACAGACUCAUUGGCCAGAUAGUCUCCUCCAUCACUGCCUCCCUUAGGUUUGAUGGGGCUCUCAAUGUAGAUCUUACAGAGUUCCAGACUAACUUGGUCCCCUAUCCCAGAAUUCACUUCCCCCUGGUCACAUAUGCACCAGUGAUCUCUGCUGAGAAAGCUUAUCAUGAGCAGCUGUCGGUUGCUGAGAUCACAAAUGCAUGCUUUGAGCCUGCCAACCAAAUGGUGAAGUGUGACCCACGUCAUGGCAAGUACAUGGCUUGUUGCCUGCUGUACCGUGGUGAUGUCGUGCCAAAGGAUGUCAAUGCAGCCAUAGCUUCCAUCAAGACCAAGCGCUCCAUUCAGUUUGUGGACUGGUGUCCCACCGGGUUCAAGGUUGGCAUCAACUACCAGCCACCCACCGUGGUGCCCGGUGGAGAUCUGGCCAAGGUGUCCCGUGCUGUCUGUAUGUUGUCCAACACCACGGCCAUUGCUGAGGCCUGGGCCCGCCUAGACCACAAGUUUGACCUCAUGUAUGCCAAGCGUGCCUUUGUGCACUGGUAUGUGGGUGAGGGCAUGGAGGAGGGAGAGUUCACAGAGGCUCGUGAGGACCUGGCUGCCCUGGAGAAGGACUACGAAGAGGUGGGGAUGGACUCUGCCGACGGCGAGGGCAUGGAAGGGGACGAAUAUUAACUUCUCCCUGCAUUUGUCACUGACUUCAGUGGAGAUUUAACAUUCCAGUCAUCUAAACAAAAUUCCUUUAGAACACAUUCCAAAAGAAAUAAAUUUGAGAUGCUCUG
Molecule: messenger RNA, 1625 nt
Organism: Eriocheir sinensis (Chinese mitten crab)
Lineage: Eukaryota; Metazoa; Arthropoda; Malacostraca; Decapoda; Varunidae
Product: tubulin alpha-1 chain
Exons: 5
Coding region: 166-1518 (450 amino acids)
Biological process (GO): mitotic cell cycle; microtubule cytoskeleton organization
Cellular component (GO): microtubule; cytoplasm
Molecular function (GO): structural constituent of cytoskeleton; GTP binding
Source: RefSeq, a predicted model, not a curated record